CUUCAAACUUGCGGAGAAAACAUGCCUAACUUUGAAUCACUCAACCGUCUCAAGAUUGUAAAUAUGAUACUACAUGAAGUAUUAAGAUUAUAUCCGCCUGUCAUCGCACAAAUUCGACACACAGAAAAGAAGACAAAAUUAGGAGACAUGAUAUUACCGGCCGGAGUUCAUGUUUUGAUACCGACUUUACAAGUUCAUCAUGACGAAGAAUUUUGGGGGGAAGAUGCUGAAGAGUUUAAUCCAGAGAGGUUUAAAGAAGGAGUUUCCAAGGCAUCAAAGGGUGAAAAUGCAUACUUUCCAUUUGGUUGGGGUCCAAGGCAUUGUUUAGGGCAAGCAUUUGUAAUGAUACAAGCAAAGUUAGGGUUGGCAAUGGUGCUUCAAAAUUUCUCUUUUGAGCUUUCACCUUCUUAUGCUCAUGCUCCUUCAGUUAGCAUCACUCUUCAGCCUCAGUUUGGAGCUCAUAUUAUUCUUCGUCGACUUUAA
Molecule: messenger RNA, 483 nt
Organism: Dioscorea cayenensis subsp. rotundata (Guinea yam)
Lineage: Eukaryota; Viridiplantae; Streptophyta; Magnoliopsida; Dioscoreales; Dioscoreaceae
Product: 11-oxo-beta-amyrin 30-oxidase-like
Exons: 2
Coding region: 22-483 (153 amino acids)
Molecular function (GO): iron ion binding; monooxygenase activity; heme binding
Source: RefSeq, a predicted model, not a curated record